CUCAGCUCAAUAGUCGCCCCAUUUGGUCUUCAAAGAUGGCGGACGCGUUGGAGGAAUUGGGUCAAGAUUCGCUUAAGGCGACCAGUGACAUCAAAAACUUACGGGCGAGCACGUACCAUGGAGACAGUUGGAUGAAAAUGAAACCUCCUCCAUCAAAAGGUCCUGCUGUUACUUCACCAAGAAUCAGGCUCAGUGAUGGAAGACAUUUGGCAUACAAGGAAAGAGGUGUUCUUAAAGAAAAAUCCAGAUACAAGGUUAUUCUUGUCCAUGGCUAUGACAGCUCCAAGGAUUUGUAUUUGCCACUUUCUCAAGAAGUCAUGGAUGAGCUGGGUUUGUACGUUGUGACAUUUGACAGAGCAGGGUAUGGAGAAAGUGAUCCAAACCCAAAGCGCAAUGUGAAAAGUGAAGCAUUUGAUAUCCAAGAACUAGCUGAUGAAUUGCAGCUAGGUCCAAAAUUUAAUGUCAUUGGACUCUCCAUAGGAACUUAUGCAGUCUGGGCCUGCCUCAAAUACAUACCCCACAGGCUAGCUGGUGUCACACUGGUAGUUCCUGUGAUCAAUUUCUGGUGGCCUUCUUUUCCUUCAAAAUUGGCCAACGAGGUAUUCAAGAAGCAACUUAAAAGGGAUCAAUGGAAAUUGCGGAUUGCACAUUAUGCCCCAGGAUUGUUAUAUUGGUGGAUGACCCAGAAGUGGUUCCCUUGUGAUUCUAUAACGGAAAGACAUCCAAUACUAUUUAACAAAAGGGACAUGGAAACUAUACAACAAAUGUCACAAGUACCUAUGCCCCAUGAGUAUAAGAUACGACAGCAAGGUGAAUAUGAAUCUCUGUAUCGAGAUCUAAUAGUGCAUUUUGGAAGGUGGGAAUUUGACCCAAUGGAGCUAGAAAGUCCAUUCCCACAAAAUGAGGGAAGUGUCUACCUUUGGCAGGGUCAUGAGGACAAGCUUGUUCCAUUUGAACUACAACAAUACCUUGCCAAGAAACUACCUUGGAUAAGUUACCAUGAAGUUCCUGAUGGGGGACAUUUGAUGAUUCAUGAAAAAUAUUUGUGUGAAGCCAUUUUCAGACAGCUUUUGCUUGGAGAAGAACCAAUAAUCAAAUAGGCCUGGUUAUGUCAAACACAGACUCAAAUUUUCUCUCCACACAGGGUGGUGAAGUUGGCCCAAUAAUGCUCUGUUUAUGUGUGGAUGAAGUAUUAUUGAUUCUCUUUAGCUUUAAACUUAACUAGGAUAGACCCCGUUUGCCCGUGCGAUGCACGGGUAAUGUUUUACUAAAUCAAUUAUUAAUUGCAUUGAGUAAUUGAUAUAUACAGAUUAAUACAAUGAUAUAUUUAUUAAAA
Messenger RNA from Lotus japonicus, 1336 nucleotides. RefSeq lists its product as uncharacterized. Lineage: Eukaryota; Viridiplantae; Streptophyta; Magnoliopsida; Fabales; Fabaceae. The transcript has 5 exons. Bases 36 to 1100 code for a protein of 354 amino acids. The record is from RefSeq and is a predicted model, not a curated record.